UUGAAGGCAUGAAUUCCUGGAACAAAUACCGUGUAUUGCUCGUCCGGGCUGCUGGCUGCCUUUUCCGGGCCCGUUGAUCGCAUUAGGCCUCGACGCCAACGCCAACGCCCGGACUGCCGCGCCACCGCCGCCGCCACCGCUCGUUGUUUACGCGUCACUUCUGUCACACUCUUCUCCACCACAUGGCCAUGGACCUACAGGCACUCUGAUCUAUCAGAAGGAUGCAGACGGACACGGAGGCCGAGGCCGAGACAAGGCCUCUGGAGACCAAAGGCCCUCCAAACCUGACCUUCUCCAUAGCCAAAAUCAUGGAGCCAGACAAGAGACUGUCCCCGAGACUCUCCUACCCCGCCCACCUGGACUCCGCUUUCAAGAAGUACGUGCCGGUGAUCCAGCCACACAGCCUGCUCCACCACUACCCCGUGCUGUACUACCACCCUGCCUCCGCCUACUACUUGAGGGCCGCUGCCGCCACGGCCGGCACGCAGCCCGAGAAGUUGGUCCAGGAGCCUACCGCCGAGUCCGAGGCCAAGGAUGCCGGAGAGACCCGCGCCUCCACCAGACACAAGACCUUCACAUGUACCGACUGUGGAAAGGUAUUCAACGCCCACUACAACCUCACGCGGCAUAUGCCAGUACACACAGGGGCUAGACCUUUCAUCUGUAAAAUCUGCGGCAAGGGGUUCCGACAGGCCUCGACACUGUGUCGGCACAAAAUUAUCCACACGGAAGAAAAACCCCACACUUGCAACACGUGCGGCAAGGCUUUCAACCGUAGCUCCACACUGAACACGCACACGCGCAUACACGCCGGCUACAAGCCCUUCACCUGCGAGUUCUGCGGCAAGGGCUUCCACCAGAAGGGCAACUACAAGAACCACAAGCUGACCCACAGCGGGGAGAAGGCGUACAAGUGCAAUGUCUGCAACAAGGCUUUUCACCAAAUCUACAACCUGACGUUUCACAUGCACACGCACAACGAGAAGAAGCCGUUCACCUGCAGGAUCUGCGGGAAGGGAUUCUGCAGGAACUUUGACCUCAAGAAACACAUGAGGAAACUCCACGACUCCUGCGUGGUCGAGAGUCAGGAUCAGGGUACACCACGGCCUCCACUGUCCAGUCCAGGAUUUCUCGGCGUCAGUCCUCUCAUGAUGCCCUCAGUAGCCCUGGCCCACUCCACCCCCUACAUCUCCAAGCUCUUGUGACACCAGGAACGAAUCCUAUUUCUCCAUCCAAGGACUUUGGUUAAUAACUAAUGACGUUCUCAGAACCCUCCGUCUUCGUUUCGUUCAUUUUCGUCUACCAUUUCUUUUUGAACGUGACAGUUCAUUUUAUCCACUGUAAAUUUGACAUCGUAAGUUGCAACAACAAUGGCCAGUAAUACAUAAAUACAUUUUCUAUUACCAAAUUGAAUAUGACUGACAGAAAGGCAUUUACUAGGAAAGGGCUGACGAGUCAUCGGGAAUUAAUAGAGAUGUUAUUCGCUGUAAUAAAGCACCAUGACUGCACUAAUUCAAACAACAAUUAAUAUUUAGAAUAAUAUUUUUAGAAAAAAAUGAUUGAACGGCAUGAGGAAAUUUGUAUUUUAUAAAGCACGUCUAUUGCAUAAUCCUUACAUUGGUACUCGGUAUUCAUGCCUCACAAUCAAAAUAAGCAGAUAAUUAAUUCCAUUAAAACAUUAUUGAUUAAUUACACUAAAACUUGUAUUUUUAAUAGAUAAUACCUCAAUACAAAACUAUUUUUCAGUAAAUGUACAAUUUAAUAAUUCAGACUCUGUAUGCAACGAUGCAAGUGUUUACGGAGUAGUACAGUGCUAUAAAAUUAACUGUUGAGUUACAAAGUAUGGUUGAUUUCUUCCAAGAUUCAGUCCAAAAUUUACAAAAGGUUACGUACGUUUUGAAGUGUGUUAACAAUCUAAAACUUGUACAUUUUAUAAUAAGGUUUUCUUUGUUAUCUGAGGAAAUAUUAUUGUAUUCAGUUUUAGCUCGAAUAUACGUGGUUGAAAUGUUUCCCUCUCCGUCUUAAAUCAAGGACCCUAGUUGGGACUGGCGUAAGAGUGACGCAGGCUUAUGCAGAAAUCUCUUGUUAAAGUUAUUUACAGUAAGUAGUAAAGCUGUAAAUUAUUAUAACUUUCCAAAUUGUUAAUAAAGUUUUACCACGUAUCUUUUUCGUAAUGCAACUUUUAAAAAUGAAACUUUAGUUCGGAAAAGGUCCUAAAACUUGCUUUUCUACUGGAAGAGAAUAACUCUUCGUCGAAAAUCUUAAAUUUAGGCUUUGAUCAAGCGGUUUAUAUGUAAUAUUUUAUCCCAAGUGCUACAGUAUGCAAAUGUGAUUCACUGAUUCUUCAAAUUUUGCUAUCCGACCAGUUUCUUGGAACUAGGCAUUGAAAAUUAAAUAUAACAUUGUACUUACUCUUACUCGGAAUUGGUCACAGAUAGUUAAUUUGUAUUAAUGAAACAAAAACUGGUCAAUUUUUUUUGUAUUUUUAAAUGUAUUUUGUACAAACGCGUUCAACAGUAUUUUGUCAAGAACAUUGUUUAAACUUUUUAUCUUAUUAUUAAGUAUUUUUAGGCACGUUAUUUUCCAGCUUGACCUGAGCUUACAUUUAAACUUGGCAUAAAUUCCAACAUUUAUAAAAAUUUUCAAAGUAGCAUGAUAGGUUUUUAUUCUUUAAAAGCCUCCAAAAUUGUCCAAAAAGACUAUCAGACUUAAUUGUUGUCUACUUUUCGUCUACUUCUUCAUUACAUUAUAAUCAUAAUUCGGCAUUAGACAUCACAAUUAUUAAAUAUUAAAAUGACUCAUUUGUCCCAAUCAUAUUUAAACUAUUUGCUAAUUGACCUGGUUUGAUUUUAAAAUAGCCGCUAAAGCCUCACAGAUUUCCUCGCGUAAAGAAAUACGCUGUGGGUUUAUACCCUGUUCACGUUGCAAUGUCACAAAUUAAACCAUCAAAAUUAUUAAGUCACUAAUAACUAAUUAUGGAGUGUUUUGGGAGAAUGUUAUACAAACAUUUGAAUUACGAGCUAAUAUCAUGUGUGCUAAUAUGUUACUAGACUAAUAAAUGGGCCCUCAUAUGUUUUGAUAUGUGUAUAUUAAGAGCAUUCGAUUAUCUAUAUUAACUCUAAUACCACUCUUCACCAAAGUCCCUACUAUGGUCCUGAGAUUACCAGUAAUGUGUAUUGUAUAUAGGUCACCUACGCCCUUGAGCCUACCGAAGUAGGUUUGCUAUAGCAGUAGAGUAGUCAUAGACAAUGUAAUGUAACUGUUGUAACAUAAACUACCAUGUUGGAACUUCCUUGCAUUUAUUUAUUAUUAAUUUAUUAUGUAGUCGUUAAUAUAAAUAUACCA
Homalodisca vitripennis (glassy-winged sharpshooter) is the source of this 3345-nucleotide messenger RNA. Its product is annotated as fez family zinc finger protein 1-like. The coding region runs from base 222 to 1205 and encodes 327 amino acids. Gene Ontology annotation, biological process: regulation of transcription by RNA polymerase II. NCBI's taxonomy places the organism in Eukaryota, Metazoa, Arthropoda, Insecta, Hemiptera, Cicadellidae. The transcript has 4 exons. Gene Ontology annotation, molecular function: DNA-binding transcription activator activity, RNA polymerase II-specific; RNA polymerase II cis-regulatory region sequence-specific DNA binding. The record is from RefSeq and is a predicted model, not a curated record. Gene Ontology annotation, cellular component: nucleus.